AUGAUCACCAUCGAGCGACUCACCGUGGAACACUACGAAUCCGGCUUAGGAAUCGAUACCCCUCGACCGCGUCUUAGCUGGAGGUUCAACUCUGAUCAUCAAGACGAACGGGAUAGACACUGGGAACAGGCGGCUUACGAGCUCGAGAUCGUCGAUCAGGAUCACCUCCAGGCCGAAGCCAGCGUCAAAGUCGACGAUGCUGAUUCCAGCCAGACACACCACGUCGUAUCAUCUCAAUCCGUCCUUGUUCCCUGGCCAGCACUUGCCUCGACACUCGACUCCCGCUCCCGCCGAACAGUGCGUGUGCGAUCACGAUCCACCUUAGGCGACUGGACGCCCUGGUCAAAACCUCUUCAUCUCGAAACAGGACUUUUGAAACGGGAAGACUGGGUGGUCCCGUUCAUAACCGGUCCUCCUCAACCAAAAGGAGAGAGCAAACGACCUUUCUACUUCCGAGCCCGGUUCCUUUCCCCAUCUACGGCCAGCCGUGCCAGGCUGUAUAUCACCGCUCGAGGGGUCUACGAAGCCCAUCUGAACGGCCAACCGGUAUCCGACCACGUUCUCGCUCCCGGAUGGCAAUCCUACUCUCACCGGCUCGCUUAUCAGACAUUUGACGUAACCCAUCUUCUCGACCCGAAUUUAGGGGCUGAGAACACCAUCGGCGUGAUACUCGGUGAGGGUUGGUAUUCCGGUCGACUGGGUUAUCGAGGAGGGAUCCACGAUAUCUGGGGAGACAGGAUGGCGGUACUGGUCCAGCUCGAGAUCGAUGGCAAACCAGCCAAGUUUGAGGAGGACUGGACGUGGAGUUACGGUCCCAUCCUGUCUUCGGGGAUCUACGAUGGAGAAGUUUACGAUGCUUCGCUCGUCGAUCCACAAUGGUCCAUCUCCAGCCUUAGUUCCACCGAGAAUAAACCUAGGGGUGGUGAUCCCUGGCUACCGGUAGAAACGCUACCUCUCGACGGCCCGCUCCCCUCUACGCCACAAUCUCCUCCGAUCCGAAGAACGCAGGAGAUCAAGCCCAUCGAGAUCAUCGCCACUCCUUCUGGUCAGACCGUUCUCGACAUGGGUCAAAAUAUGGUCGGCUGGUUACGCUGGAACACCUCCGGUCCUGGCAUUGAUUUCAAUCCCGGUUCGACGCACGAGGUCACGCUGCAGCAUGCCGAGGUGCUCGAAUUUGGCGAACUAGGUACUCGCCCUUUACGACACGCCGCAGCCACCGAGACGGUCCGCCUAUCCCCCGGCGUCUCGUUGCAGGGCUACGAACCCAAGUUUACGUUCCACGGGUUCCGAUACGUCCAGGUGACCGGUUGGCCCGGUCUGACGUUGGACGACCUAACAGGGAUCGUCGUUCAUACCGAUAUGGAGCGAUUAGGAGAAUUUUCCUGCUCGCACUCCUGGUUGAACCGGUUGCAUGAUAAUGUCGUGUGGGGGAUGAGGGGCAACUUUUUAUCGGUCCCGACAGACUGUCCGCAGAGUAAUCCUAAUCGAUCAACCCGACUAACGUUCGUUCUCGGUACGCGCAGAGACGAACGACUCGGUUGGACGGGCGAUAUCCAGGUCUUCACCCCAACCGCAGCGUUCCUUUACGAUACCAGCGGUAUCCUAGGCGACUGGCUGCGCGACGUCCGCUCAGAACAGCUCUUCGACCUCGACAACGUUCCCUCGGUCGUCACACCCAAUAUCCUCGAUCGGUUGCGCCCGGAAGACCAAGGCUCGUUUGCCAUCUGGGGCGAUGUGGUCGUCCUAACUCCUUACGACCUCUACCUAGCCUCGGCCGACGACGAGAUCCUCCGACGACAAUGGGAUAGCUUGCGAGCCUGGUUGGAUUGCGGGAUCGUACGUGAUCCCAAGACCGACCUUUGGCAUCCGGAUGUCUUGCAGCUGGGGGACUGGUUGGACCCUAUGGCGCCUCCCGAUUGCGCGGCUUGGGGUCAGACGAACAGCGUCAUGGUCGCCGACGCUUACCUCGUGCACGUCACUCGGAUAGCCAGCCGGAUCGCCAGCGUUUUGAAGCUGGAACAAGAGGCCGAGCGCUAUGGCAAACAGGCCGAGAGGUUAUUGACCGAGUUUGGCAACCAAUGGAUCUCGCCAAACGGUAUGCUAUCUAGCGAAUCCCAGUGUGCUCUGGCCCUGGCUCUUUACUUCCGUCUAGAAGGUCCCGGCCAACGAGGUAUCGACCGUCGAUCCGCCUGGUCUGCCCGUCUAGACCGUCGGAUCCGUAGCCAAGGCUUCAAGAUCUCCACCGGUUUCGCCGGGACUCCCAUCAUCCUCUCCUGCCUCGCCGACGCAGGGCUGACACAUCUCGCCUACCGGAUGCUGCAAGAGAAACAGCUUCCCUCGUGGCUCUACCCCAUCUCUAUGGGCGCGACGACAUGCUGGGAGAGGUGGGAUUCCAUGUUACCCGACGGCCGGAUCAAUCCGGGGGAGAUGACCUCGUUCAACCAUUUCGCGCUCGGGUCGGUAGCCCAUUUCCUGCACUCCCAAAUGGGAGGUCUUGUCAUCGAAGAGCCUGGCUGGAAGGUGUUUCGAGUACGGCCUCGACCCGGUGGUACGGUCACCCGGUGUGCCGUUUCGCACAUCACUCCUUAUGGACGAGCUGCAUGUUGCUGGGAGAUCGUAGGAGACCGCCUAGUAGUCGACGUCGAGGUCCCACCUAAUAGCCGAGCUAUUAUCGAUCUUCCUGGCCGAGAGACGAGUGAGAUCGGUAGUGGGAAGCGGAGGUUCGAGGUGGACUAUCAACACGAUCCUCGUUGGCCGCCAAAGGUGCACCAGCUCAACUACUCUGCGGUGUUGCUAGACGACCAGACGUUGUCCGAUCAGCUUGCUUUGCGAGUUCACUCACGAGCCAACAAUCAAGGACUUACCCCUCGAGUGGAUCCAUCGACAUCUCACCCAGACGAUACUCCGCCGCUCGACCACCUCUGCCCUCAUCCAUUUGGCCAUAGUCCUCCUUCCAAAUAUUGCUCAAUAAUCAAUAGCGAUGUCUCUCCGAUCCGGUCCAUCAAAUCCUGGUCCGAGUUCCCGCAAACGCCGUCGAACCAGUCCGAGGGAAUUUCACGAUUCCAGACCAGCGGCUCAAUCGAUAUUGUUUCCCCUGGACGGAAAGAUCGAUUGGCCUAUAGUUGCGUUCCAUGCCGAGCAAGAAAGUCCAAGUGCGACCGCCAACUACCAUGUUCGACUUGCAAGGCCCGCAACAUUACCAGUGAAUGUAGGAUCAGCGACCGGGAACGACAAGCUAAAUUGACCGGGUACACCCAGCUUCAAGAUUUCUCAACCCUAUUCAAACGGGUCUCAGAGCUAGAACAAGUCAUCUCAGUCUUGAUCUCCAGGAUCGGGGACGAUCCGAAUGCCUAUACCGAACUGCACCGAGAGGAAGAGAACAAUGAAGGUGAUCGGGAAGCACAAGAGGAUGAGCUCGAGGAGGAGGAUAACGAACGAGCGGUCACUUCCGACGGAGGGGGAACUUUCGGAAUUUUCGACGAGGACCAAACAGGACAAAUAGGACGAGAUGGAGGACAUGUAGGCUUUGCCUCGGAUGAGCCGCAAGAGGGCCCCUCAUACCAGCACCCUGUAUCGAGAGCUCAAGAACCACCCUACUCGGAUUUAUCACGAUCCGCCGGACAACCAGACUUUCCCGGUCAGCAUCGAAAUUUGGACGAACUCAGGAGCGCAAAUAACCUCCCUGGUCCUAGUCAUAAAGACUCGGGAAUCGAUGCUUCUGGGCUGGAAGGUCAUGCACCGACGCCGGGGGAAGAUGACGAGCGGGGCGCGGCGUACCGUUUCGAGGAUGGAAUCCUCGGGCGUAAAGCUCGGUCCUCUGACGAACCAGAACCUAUCACUCCAGUCGGUACGACCUCUACUUCCUCCGAAGCUCAGUCAUCAUCCAGGCUCGACUCGAACCCAACGGUCUUCACCGGCCUUGUAGCCAAGAACCACCUCGCUCCAUCGGCCAACUACGUAGAGGCUAGCGGGAUCGUCAGGCGGAUACCGUCUGUUCAGGUCGGGAGGGUUUUGAUCAGGUUCUUUUUGGAAGACAUCGAGAACAAAUUCGCUGUAGGAUCCUAUACCAUAUUGCACAAACCGACCUUUAUCGAACAAUGCGAGCGGUUCUGGACUACCAUCAGCGGUUCCCCAACCCAUCUGACGAGGAAACAACUAGGAUUCACUUCCCUCUACAUGUCAUGCCUAGUAGCCAGUAUCAGGAUGCUGGACGUUCCGCGAUUACAAGCACUCCUUGGCUACGAUCGAGAUACUGCCGAGCGGUAUGCUUUGCACUGGCAUCAGGUCGGACACGAUGCGCGGGAAGCUUCGGAUUGGAUGCAGUAUCAUAACGUCAACGUCUUGCAAAGUAUCAUUAUUAGCGGCCCCUAUCAUCUGGUAAUCAGGCGAAGCGAAUAUCAUGGUAUUCUACUAGGCGCUGCCAAACGCGUGGCGCACAGCCUAGGUAUGUCGGACUACCUCGCACCCAGCGCAAGCACAAACCGGCGUCAAUCGAUGAAGGGUCUCAAGAUCGAUCACGAGAUCGGGCGACGGAUCUGGAUGGGUCUCGUCGAGCUCGAUCCGAUCUGGAGUAUGCAGCACGGUCUCGUGCACGGUGUCGAGGUCAAUCCUACCGUGAUGCACCUACCGGCCGACAUGAACGACUGCGACCUGUUACCGGACGACGAUGUGGAUACACCGAGAAUCUGUGGACGCACUGACAUGUCGUUCUCGAUAUCGAGGUUCAAAUCGUCGAGCGCGAUGUACAGCUUGACGGAGCGAUUCCAUGGAAGACGGCUCAGUUUGACCUGGAAGGACGUCAUGAGGGCUGAUGAACGUUUGCAACACGAGAGGCAUUCGCUCCCCGAGUUCUAUACGGAUCUGAUGGUAUCAAGCGCAACGACGCUGACAGACGAUAGUCAGACGUUGAAAGAAGCCCUGAUGCUGCGAACCAUCUAUGCACACACACGCAUGGAACUGCACAAACCUUUCUUUUCCUCAUCCUAUAGUACUCGAUGCCAUGAUAGUGGACAGCGUGCCAGUGUGGAUUUCUGCCUCGAGGCUGCCGAAGAAAUCGUCAUAUCUGUCGAGCAGACCCUGGAAUUGGAGCCCGGGGCAUUGGGUCAUGGCUACAGAGCCGCCGCAACGUUCACAGCAACUAUUGUGCUCUUCAUCGACAUGUGUCACCAAGCCGAUCGAGGGGGAAUCUUGAAAGCCGAGGAACGGGUAUCUCGUGGUCUACGGUUACUCCGCAUGCAGACUGCUUCCACAAAGCGAUGCCUUCUACAGCGGGGGGAUCCUAUUAUCGGACAUGUUGCUCCAGGAUCAACUCCAACGUUCCCGCUCCGAAUCUGCAGUACCGGAUGA
Filobasidium floriforme is the source of this 5346-nucleotide messenger RNA. RefSeq names its product bacterial alpha-L-rhamnosidase-domain-containing protein. The record is from RefSeq and is a predicted model, not a curated record. The transcript is spliced from 19 exons. Gene Ontology annotation, molecular function: DNA-binding transcription factor activity, RNA polymerase II-specific; DNA binding; zinc ion binding. Gene Ontology annotation, biological process: DNA-templated transcription; carbohydrate metabolic process; regulation of DNA-templated transcription. Bases 1 to 5346 code for a protein of 1781 amino acids. Lineage: Eukaryota; Fungi; Basidiomycota; Tremellomycetes; Filobasidiales; Filobasidiaceae.